Zingiber officinale is the source of this 4004-nucleotide messenger RNA. RefSeq lists its product as uncharacterized. Gene Ontology annotation, molecular function: ATP binding; nucleic acid binding; protein binding. The coding region runs from base 18 to 3686 and encodes 1222 amino acids. Lineage: Eukaryota; Viridiplantae; Streptophyta; Magnoliopsida; Zingiberales; Zingiberaceae. The transcript is spliced from 27 exons. The record is from RefSeq and is a predicted model, not a curated record.
AUUUGAAUCAACGAGAAAUGGAGAAGACGAUCGAGGUCCGAAGCCUCGAUGGACGAUCGGUCACUAUCUCCAUCUCCUGUGACCGCUCCAUCGUCGACCUGAAGGCUAAGCUUAUGGAUUCAUUCCUCCCAGCGAAGAACUCUCCUCAUUUCCACCUUUUCUUCAAGGGUUCAAAGUUGAGCUUAGAUAGUCGUGUGGGGAGCCAUUCCAUUGAACACGGUGAAUUCAUGGUUCUCAUUCCUUAUAUAAAGAAAUCUCAGCAAAGCGCGGUGGAAUAUGGUCAAUCAGGGAGUAGAACGCCAAAUGUCUCCACUGAUAGAGUAGCAGUAUCUGCAGCCGACUCUACUUGGCACGAUAUCAUGAACGAUCUUUCUUCUUUUUCAGCCAUGCAAGCUGAGAUAACAAAAACUGAUAACAGACACUCAAAGCGAUUAUAUUGUGAGGAAGGGGGGACUUCAUUGGGUGAAAGCCGCAGAAAGACUUACUCGGAUAGAGCAUGCAAGAGAAAAUUGGAUGACAAUCAUGCCCUUCACGAAGUGCUAUGCUCUGAUGCCCAAAAUAUAUCCGACAAACAAGUCAGCAGCAUAAUUCGUGGUGUUUUAGAGUCGGUGAAUUGUUUGUCCAAGGCUAAUUCAAGCGGUUGCUUGUUGUUUGAAGAAUAUUAUAAAUCCACUGGUGUUGUACAGAGUUGUGUUUGCCCUUCUUGGCUGAAGAGAGUAUUGAAAAUUUUUAUGUUUGUAAAUAUUAUGUAUGCUUUUGUUCAAAGGCAAAAGAAAUGCUUCACUUGGGAGUGCAUUGACAAAGCACUUAUGCAAUCAAAUAUAUUUGGUCUGGAAAAUGCUUGCAUGACAGAUGUUAAAAGCCUUCCACUUCUUUGUCCAAAGAUGAUAAUAUCUCUUUGUGAAGAUGAAAGAUUUCUGGACAAAUUGGACACUGCCACUCUGAUAUGUAUCUCCGCCAAUGGUCAACAUGCAGUAAGAAAUACAGAUAUAUUUGCAGCAAACAAAAAAGCCCCAAUUUCAUCAAUUGUUCGUGCAUUUGGUCGAAGGAGUGUUAUCUUCAUGUCAGAGUUAUGGAAAGCUAUUAAAUGUUGCAUGGAGAUAAAACUGGCAAGUGGCAUGUCACUGCUGUUGCCUCUAGAGGAAAGCGUUUUGAUGCAGGAUGUAAUUGCUGCUGUUGUUUCAGAAGGAAGUGGAUCUGUGACACUCAGGAAAAUGUCAUCAUUGUGUCGUAGUAGGCAACUCCUGGAACCUGCUGAGAUGGUUGAACAUCUCAGAAAAGGCAUUGGUAAACAAGGACAGCUUGUACAUGUGGAAUUUAUAGAUGCCAAAGAAGCUGUCUAUGCCAAAUUCCAUACUGAUCUAUCAGAAGCACUAACAUCGACACUCAAAGGGUUUGGAAUAACCAUGUUAUACAGCCAUCAGGUUGAAUCUCUACUUGCUUCCCUGUCAGGGAAGAAUGUUGUAGUGGCCACAUCUACUUCCAGUGGGAAAUCUCUUUGCUACAAUAUUCCUGUUCUUGAAGCACUAUCAAAGAAUACAAUGUCAUGUGCACUAUAUAUGUUCCCCACAAAGGCAUUAGCUCAAGACCAGUUGAGAACUCUACUGAAAAUGAUAGAUGGCUUGAAUAUAGGGCUAAAUGUUGGUAUUUAUGAUGGUGACACAUCCCAAGAAAAUCGUAAGCUGAUAAGAGAUGAUGCUAGACUGUUGAUUACAAAUCCAGAUAUGUUACACAUGUCUAUCUUGCCAUUUCAUGGGCAAUUUAAGCGAAUUUUAUCAAAUCUCAGGUAUGUUGUGAUUGAUGAAACUCAUACAUAUAAAGGAGCAUUUGGUUGUCAUACUGCUUUCAUACUUAGGAGACUGCAGAGAAUAUGUUCUCAUGUAUAUGGUAGUGAUCCGUCCUUCAUAUUUUGCACUGCAACCUCAGCAAAUCCACGUGAGCAUGCCAUGGAGCUUGGCAACUUGCAGACACUAGAGCUGGUUCAAAAUGAUGGAAGUCCUCGCAGUCCAAAAUAUUUCAUUUUAUGGAACCCUCCAUUAUAUUUGGAACAAAAGGCAUUCAGAGGCAUGAAAAAUAAUAACCCUAUGAUGCCUGAUAGAAAAUCAAGACGUUCAAGCCCAAUUCUAGAGGUCUCUUAUCUCCUGGCAGAAAUGGUUCAACAUGGACUUCGCUGCAUUGCCUUUUGCAAGACUCGGAAAUUAUGUGAAUUAACUCUCUGUUACACGCGUGAGAUACUUAAUUCAACUGCAAAUGAUCUGGUGAAAGCCAUAUGUGUUUAUCGUGCUGGAUAUUCUCCGCAGGAGAGAAGGAGAAUCGAGGCUGAUAUUUCUGAGGGCAGGAUUCUGGGUGUUGCAGCAACCAAUGCACUUGAGGUUGGAAUCGAUAUAGGCCAUAUUGAUGCUACCAUACAUCUUGGUUUUCCUGGUACUGUUGCAAGCUUAUGGCAGCAAGCUGGGAGGUCUGGAAGAAGAUCAAGACCAUCACUAGCCGUAUAUGUUGCAUUUGAAGGACCUUUGGAUCAAUAUUUCAUGAAAUUCCCUAAUAAGCUCUUUGGAAGGCCAAUGGAGCUGUGCCAAGUCGACGCCCAUAACCAGAAAGUACUAGAGCAGCACAUUGCUUGUGCUGCUUUUGAACUUCCUUUAUGUUUGCAGUAUGAUGAAAAAUAUUUUGGUUCUGGUCUCAACUCUGCAAUCAUUUCCCUAAGGAACAAAGGGUAUUUGUGUAAUGAUGCAUAUGAUGUUUCUUCUCCAAACUCAUGGAACUAUAUCGGACCUGAUGGUAUGCCAUCACGUGCUGUUACUAUAAGGGCAGUUGAAACUAUCAAAUACAAAGUGGUGGAGUGUUUAAGCAAUGAAGUGCUUGAAGAAAUUGAAGAAAGCAAGGCCUUCUUCCAGAUAUACGAUGGUGCUGUUUACAUGCAUCAAGGUGAUACAUAUCUCGUUAAUUAUUUGGAUCUAUCAACAAAAGUUGCCUUCUGUCAAAGGGCUGAUUUGAAAUACUACACCAAGACCAGAGAUUACACAGAUGUGCAUGUGGCUGGAGGUGAACUUGCCUAUCUGCCAGUAAAGGCAUCCUGUUAUGUAAAGACUACUGCCCAAACACGUCCUUGCACAGUUACCACUAAAUGGUUUGGUUUUUAUCGCAUAUGGCGAUCAAAUAACCAGAUUUUCGAUAAAGAUGAGCUUAGUCUACCAGAAUUUUCAUUUGAAUCAGAGCAGGCAGUUUGGAUAUGUGUUUCUCAAUCAAUAAAGUCUUCUUUGGAGAAACAACAACUCCCAUUCCGGCCAGGCUUGCACGCAGCCUCCCAUGCUCUUCUUAAUGUGGUGCCCUUGUAUAUCAUGUGCAAUGCGACCGACUUGGCUACAGAAUGUGUUAACCCUCAUGAAAAGAGAGCUUUUUCUGAAAGAUUAUUGCUGUAUGAUCGACAUCCUGGCGGUAUUGGUAUCACAAAAAAGGUUCAGUUGCUUUUUAGGGAACUCCUUACAGCAGCAUUGGAACUAGUCUCAACUUGCAAUUGCCUGUCUAGUUCUGGUUGUCCGAAUUGUAUUCAGGCACUUUCCUGUAGUGAAUACAAUGAAGUUCUACACAAGGAUGCUGCAAUUUUGAUUCUUAAGAGUGUCAUUCAAGCUGAAAUGUCUUACUUUGAAGGGAGAGAAGAUUCUUCUAACAACUUCACUGCCGUUUAGUUGAGUCUCCACUACUCUUGUUGCAAUCGCUACAAUGCAUGAUGAGAGCAAAACUAGCAGGAAUUUGCACGACACAGCGCUUCAAAUAAGUGCCUUCUGCAGCAACUGCUUGCUCAAUCAAAUCAUCAUCGAAUGACAUCAAAAGAGCCAACUGAUCUUGUCAAGGACUUCUCAGUCCUUCGACAACAUGGCGUCUUUAGGAUGAGCAAAAGCUUCAAGAUGCUUCUUCGCCUGUGUUACUUUACUCGAGACUCUAGUGUUCAGAACUUGUAUAUUGUACUAUCUUGGAUUUCAAUCAAAAGAUUUUUGCACUAAAAA